AUGACUAAAUCAGAUCGCAUUCUCGAGGGAAAGUUCGCCAUCAUCACUGGCGGAUCGCGGGGAAUCGGUGAAGCCAUUGCCCGCAAUCUCGCCUCGAAGGGCGCCUCCCUCCUUCUCAAUUUCACAUCCGAGUCCUCUCGCGCUCCCACAAAUGAGCUGUGUACCUCUCUAGCCACCGCCCACAACAUCCAAUGCGAAAGCGUCCAAGCCGAUCUUAACAAGCCCGAUGAAGCGGUGAAAGCCAUCCUCAGCGCUGCGCAAGAGAAGUUCAGCCCCUCCGGGAAGCUGCAGAUCGACAUCCUCGUCAAUAAUGCCGGCGUUUCCGCUGACCGAGACCUGAACGAUGCGGCCAAGGGACCCAUUGACGCGGACUUAUUCAACUGGCACUACACAAUUAAUGUCCUCGCUCCAUUGCUACUCACCCAAGCGGUUGCGCCGUUCCUACCCAACGACCGCAGCGGUCGCAUUGUCAAUAUUUCCAGUGUAUCUUCCGCAAUGGGAUUCGUGGGUCAGUCAAUCUACGGUGGAACCAAAGCUGCGCUGGAAGCUAUGACACGGACAUGGGCGCGUGAGUUAGCUGAUCGUGCGACGGUUAAUGCGGUGAACCCUGGUCCUGUUAUUGGUGAUAUGUAUUUCUUGGCUGGCGAGGCCUUCUGGAAGGAUAUUCAAGGUUUCCAGGAUAACACCCCUGGAAGCAAAUUGGAUGUCAGUGACCCGGAUACUAUGGGGAGAAUUUCAGAGGAGCAGGCUCGUCUUAUUCAGGAAAAGAUGGGUGGUCGGAGACCGGGUUUUACUAGCGAAGUUGCUGGUACGGUGUGUAUGUUGUGCACUCCUGAUGGACAGUGGACCACUGGAAGUGUGGUUUCUGCUAAUGGAGGCAUGAGGAUGACUGUGUAA
Penicillium malachiteum is the source of this 897-nucleotide messenger RNA. Its product is annotated as SDR family NAD(P)-dependent oxidoreductase. The record is from RefSeq and is a predicted model, not a curated record. The transcript has 2 exons. NCBI's taxonomy places the organism in Eukaryota, Fungi, Ascomycota, Eurotiomycetes, Eurotiales, Aspergillaceae. Gene Ontology annotation, molecular function: oxidoreductase activity, acting on the CH-OH group of donors, NAD or NADP as acceptor. The coding region runs from base 1 to 897 and encodes 298 amino acids.